Closterium sp. NIES-65 is the source of this 373-nucleotide messenger RNA. The record is from the annotation of a GenBank genome assembly. Lineage: Eukaryota; Viridiplantae; Streptophyta; Zygnematophyceae; Desmidiales; Closteriaceae.
AGCCCCUCUAAACGGUGCUGCUGGUCUGGUGUGGAUGGCAUGCGGCGCAGAGAUAGCAGCAGCCCUCUCUGUCAUCCCCACAUGCCCAAUCCCUUCUUUCCGCUUGCUCCUCCCCCCCCUCUCUAUCCCACCCCUCUCCCUCCUCUUCCAGAGCCCCUCUAAACGAGCCCCUCUAAACGGUGCUGCUGGUCUGGUGUGGGUGGCAUGCGGCGCAGAGAUAGCAGCAGCCCUCUCUGUCAUCCCCACGUGCCCAAUCCCUUCUUUCCGCUUGCUCCUCCCCCCCCCUUCUCUAUCCCACCCUUCUCCCUCCUCUUCCAGAGCCCCUCUAAACGGUGCUUCUGGUCGCGUGUGUGGCAUGCGGCGCAGCGUGUAG